This is a messenger RNA of Gasterosteus aculeatus aculeatus (three-spined stickleback), 894 nucleotides long. Its product is annotated as L-lactate dehydrogenase C chain-like. Gene Ontology annotation, molecular function: L-lactate dehydrogenase (NAD+) activity. NCBI's taxonomy places the organism in Eukaryota, Metazoa, Chordata, Actinopteri, Perciformes, Gasterosteidae. The record is from RefSeq and is a predicted model, not a curated record. Gene Ontology annotation, biological process: pyruvate metabolic process; lactate metabolic process. Gene Ontology annotation, cellular component: cytoplasm.
AUGAGUGUAGAGUGCUGUGUGCAGGAGCUGGCUGAUGAACUUGCCCUGGUGGACGUGAUGGAGGACAACCUGAAAGGAGAAAUGAUGGACUUACAGCACGGCAGCCUCUUCCUCAAAACCCACAAAAUUGUCGCAAACAAAGACUACUCCGUGUCAGCGAACUCCCGCAUCGUGGUGGUGACAGCCGGAGUCCGGCAGCAGGAAGGAGAGAGCAGACUGAACCUCGUCCAGAAAAAUGUCAACAUCUUCAAGCACAUCGCCCCUCAGAUUGUAAGAUACAGCCCCAACUUUGAUGUGCUGACCUAUGUCACCUGGAAACUGAGCGGCCUCCCCAAGCACCGCGUCAUCGGCAGCGGCACGAAUUUGGACUCGGUGCGCUUUCGCUUCCUGAUGGCCGACAAACUGGGAAUCCAUCCCAGCACCUUCAACGGAUGGAUCCUGGGCGAGCACGGAGACACCAGUGUGCCCGUGUGGAGCGGAACCAACGUAGCAGGGGUCAACUUGCAGACUUUGAACCCAGACAUCGGCACUGAUUGCGACGAGGAGAACUGGACGGAAACGCAUAAGAUGGUGGUUGACAGUGCCUACGAGGUGAUCAAAGAGAAGGGUUACACCAACUGGGCCAUCGGGCUGAGCGUAGCUGACCUGACAGAAAGCCUCAUCAGGAACAUGAACAGGAUUCAUCCCGUGUCCACUAUGGUGAAGGUAAAGGCAGCUCACACGGAAGGCAUGUAUGGGAUCAGUAACGAGGUGUAUCUGAGCCUGCCCUGCAUGCUGAACGCCGGAGGCGUGGCCAGCGUGAUCAACAUGACCCUGAUGGAGGACGAGGUGGCCCGGCUGCAGGCCAGCGCCAGUACGCUGUGGGACAUCCAGAAGGACCUGCAGGACGUCUGA